AUGUCAUGUGUCAUGAAGUAGUUGUUAAAUUCAAAAUUAUAAAUAUAAACAGAAAAUAGUUCCGGUUUUGUAUUUUUUCUAGGUGUUUUGUAUUUGUUUGAAGUCAAGACUCGAAAGGGGUAGGGUUAUUCAGAAAUCCAAUAAAAUUCCCCCCCAAAAAAAGUUGCCCUUUUCCCAGAGAAUCUGAAUCUGAAUUUAUUGAAAUUUUUAUCAUUCCAAAAACAAAAAUGACCUUUUCAGUUGAUAUUGAAAUAAUCCUGAAAGAAUAUAGCAUCUCAAAGAAAUCCAUCAUUGCUGUGGUACAUAGAUACUUGGAAAAGAUUAUAGUGAGACCCAAUAGUAUCAUAAAUGAUUUCGAAAAAGAGGAGCAUUCUAUUUUACACAAAGAUGUCAAAUCCAUAAUUGUUGGGGAUAUCCCAUAUUAUAAUAAAUCUUUCCUUGAUUUCAGUAGUUUGGAAAUAAAUUGGUUUGUGUAUAAUUUAGAUACAUAUGGGCCAGUUAUGCAAACUGAAACUGAUGGUGAUGAUGGUGAAAUGGUAAUUUGCACACAGCUGUCUCUCCCUUCCAUUUCCUUGGUGAAUCUCUGGGAGAAUUUGUAUUAUGACAACAACAUCAAACAAAAUUUGCUCAGGUAUGCCCAAACCAUGGUGGAGUUCUCCGACAAAGGGGUCGACAGUAACAUCAUCAGUUGCAACAGGGUGAUCCUGCUCCACGGGCCUCCUGGCACAGGCAAAACGUCACUUUGCAAGGCGUUGGCCCAGAAAUUGACCAUACGGAUGAGCGAGAGGUUCUCUUCUGGAAUCCUCAUCGAGAUAAACAGCCACAGUUUGUUUUCCAAGUGGUUUUCAGAGAGUGGAAAAUUGGUAAACAAAAUGUUCACCAAGAUCAAGGAAGUUAUUGAAAACACCAACAUUCUUGUAUGUGUAUUAAUUGAUGAAGUGGAAUCAUUAGCUCAUGCCAGAAAUCAAUGUUCUUCUGGAAGCGAGCCCUCUGAUUCCAUCAGAGUGGUAAACGCUCUUUUAACGCAAAUCGAUCAAAUCAAACGACAUUCCAAUGUCCUGAUUUUGGCCACCUCGAAUAUGACAGACACCAUCGAUUUGGCCUUCGUGGAUCGAGCCGAUAUCAAACAAUAUUUGGGCAAUCCAUCAGCGGCGGCCAUUUACAAAGUGUACCAUUCGUGCAUCAAUGAAUUGAUCAAAGCUCAAAUCAUCAAAGAACAAGUGGUCGAACCAAUAGAACAUCUGAAGAGCGAAGAUGACAGACAAAGUAAUGCAGUUCUAUGCCAAGAUACUAAGCAGCUUUUGGUUUUAUGUGAGAAAAGUGUCGGACUGAGUGGUAGGUCUCUGAGGAAAAUACCGUUUUUAGCGCACGCUCUGUUCUUGAAACAAUCCCUAGUGAGCUUGUCAGAGUUUUUAUCAGCCAUGGAGAAAGCUGUUGAGAAAGAACAUGCUGAAAGGCUACACUUUGUAGCUUACGAAAAAUCAUAGAAGUGGGUUUGGGAAGUUUAAGUAUUUGUGAUUGAACUACUGAGCGUACUCAUUUUAAUGUGCUAUUUAUUAUAGACUGAUUUUUAAUUGGAAAUAAUGUUAAUGUUUAUAGAAUAAUUAAAAUUAAGCAUAAUCUCAAGGAACAAAUACAUAUUAAUUCGAUUCAAAUACA
Messenger RNA from Phaedon cochleariae (mustard beetle), 1659 nucleotides. NCBI's taxonomy places the organism in Eukaryota, Metazoa, Arthropoda, Insecta, Coleoptera, Chrysomelidae. The record is from the annotation of a GenBank genome assembly.